CUUACACAAUGUAAUAUGAUAAUUAUACUUAAAUAAAACUGGAAAAAAUAAAAUAAGGGAAUAUUUCACAAAUCUCUUUCCUCACCAAGAGGGAGAACUUUACUAUGUAUUUGAACAUAUACAUAGAUUUUUUUAAAAGAUCAAAAGCGCUCCUCAACUCCCUCCUGUUAAAUUCUGUAGCUUAAUACUUCAGUUCAAGUAUCUGGCACAGCACCAUCCACCUUACGAAAGUUAUAUAAAUUCUUUCUGUCUAAUCAUAAUUUUGGGAGAACUUAGUGUGAAGAAAAUUCUCUUCACGCCUUCAAACACCAAAAGCUUGCAAUGAAUAAAUAAUUCUGGAUGAUUGUGCAUCUUAAGAUAUCAAUAUUCAUGACUGAAAAAGUGCUGCUACCAUUUAAAAAACAAAAACAUUUCUACUUUACAGAAACAAUGAUUAUAAAAUAAGCAAGUUCAGGUCAUAACCCAAAAAAUUCUUUUUGCGCACUGAGUGCUAUGGACAUAGGGAAUAGUAAGUUAUGAACAAGAGUUGUCUCAUUAGAGAUGGCUCUAAACCAAUAAUAGAAGAAAAAUGUUGUUAAAUAUCUGAUCUAAGUACAUAGAUACUCAUAUGCAUGUGCACCCACAUGCACAUAUAAGUAAUAAAAACAAAGGAGUCCAAGAGUUUGUCAUCUCUCUCAGCAACGCCUUACUUAGAAGCAAGAAAAUUUCAACCAUCAUGUCAACUUCCAGGGACAUCUGCUAAAAACAGUUUGAAAUAACCUGAAGAUGGGAAGGUAGCUUCUAGAACUUUGGCAUUUCGCCAAAUGCCCCACCAUCUCUGCUCCAGGACCUCUUCACCAUGAAAUGGUAAUUUAUUUAUCACUGUCAUACUAAAAGCACAGAGCUGACCCAGGAGAGAAAUCUUUUUACAAAAAAAAAAGGGAAGAACCCUUUUCAAGCCAUUGAAUGAGUCAAUAGGAAAGAGAAUGAGAAUUCAGAUGUCAUAACUCUGAUACUGAUAGAUAAGAGAGUCCAAAACUUGCAGACAGACAAAAAAAAAUGAAUAAAAUUGAAUGAAAGGAAUAUGAAGAAAAGCAAAAACCUCAUGCUUCAGCUAAGCUGGUGUUGCUGUAGUGUUUGCACCAUCAUAACAGUAACCUGUCUAUAGAACAAAAUUAACAUCUGCUCUAAGAAUUAGCAUGAGCUAAUCUGAUCACCACUGUAGAAACUGGGUCCCAAAGGCCAAUUAAUGGGCUCCUGAGGGAACGAACCACUUGGGAUAUGAUGGACAAUCUUCCCUCAUGAAUUCCCACUUUUGGAAUUCUUAGGAGACUAUAUACCUUUGGAAAAACAAGACAUAGGUUACAAAGCAACAAACAUAUGUCUCUGUUAUGCAGCAAAUACACCAAUUUCUCUCCAAGCCAAUAUCAGUGUCCAAAUGUAAGCCCCCCUCUGGGUUGCUGGCUGCCAAGGAUGCCAUGCCCUCCAUCUUGCCUGCCUUUUGUUGCAGUGAAAACCGAAGAUUACAUGUCAGACCUACCAGUUUUAUGAGGAGAUGGAUUCAGAAGAGAUACAAGUAUAGGACAGCUCUGAGGUGUGCCUGUUUGCUUUGCCUUAUUUUGUGCGGCUAUAAAUACAAUAGCACUUCAUCUUACAUGAAUUAAUGUAAGAAGAUUCAUUUUACAACUAGGAGGGCUAGGAAUCAGGGAAAUGAGAGAGAGGAAGAUGAGGAAGGAGCCCCAGUAGUACGUAAAUUCUGUCCUUGUUAAUCAGGAGGUGCACCCAGUCAGAACCAGGUCUUUGGGGGAACAGUAUGUUAGCGAAGUGACAUCUAGAAAUGGCUGAAAAAGCGGCUAUGAGGAGCAGGGCAGAAAAAAACUUCAGCUCUCCCUAUUUUUAGCCAUGUUUGGCUCUGCCACAGAGCAGACGAUCGGCCAUUCCAAAGAGGGAGAACAACAAGAUGACAGAGCACUCCAGAUUGGUGAGUUCACUCCCACGUGGUUUACAAAACCAUUUGCAUCUUCAUAUACAUUAGUCCCCAAAUAUUUCUUGCUGUUUUCACUCUUUCCUCACGGUUUCUUGGGCUUCUGGGUUACACUGAACUCCUGCUACAGAAAGAUUACUCACAGCUUUGCUGUGCCAAACAUGAUCUAUUCAUAGACUGAAGAGGAGGCUUACAGUUAAGUGUGACAUGGAAAAUUGUGAAUUUCUUUCAUCUUUCGUGUCACUAAUUGCAAUUAUCAAGAGCAUCCUUAAAUCUAUGACAUCAUGUGAUCUGGACAGUAACACAUUUUCAAUAAAUUAAUGAAUAUUCUUAGCUAGAAUACUUUUAUUAAAAGUGUCUGAGUCUGCAUUCUGCACUUAUAUUUUCCUGAAUAAAUUCUGUCACUCGAUCAUGUCACUUUGGGUCAUUUAGGUCCAAAUGAUGACUGUUCCUCACUAAUGGAGGAGGUCCUAAAAUAAAUUACUAAAUUAAGACCAAAUUACUGACAACAGAAUUGUAGGUUACUUUAUUGUCUUUGUUUUGCUUUUCUCACCAUGGAAGUCACACAAUGUCCAAGACUAAGUCUAACUCAGAGAAGGAAGUUUUCACAAAUAUUCUCUGUCCACUUCCCAAACCUACUCCAAUCUUCCACAUCUAUAACAGGAUGGGGGCAACACCCAUAAACCAGAAGAAUAGAGGCCUUUCUAGGAAUCCUGACAUCUCAGGCGAAAGUCCUUAAUUAAUAUGCCAGACCCACUGCUCACUUUUUCUGUAUUUUUCUAGUAUUAACCUAGACCAAGAUUUUACAGAAGUAUUUUAAUCCAACUGGUAAAAGACAGAACCAAAUUGAAAGCCAUUAUGUAGAUAUCCGGACUUUUAAAGUUUCCUUGAGUUAACAAACCAUAAUGAACACUGAAGAAAUUAUGGCACAUUUGACACUUUUUGUCUAGAUUAUCAGACGACCUUAAGACACCAAUACUUAUAAUUCCAACACUGAUGUAGAAUAAAAGUGAAAUGCAUAAACGUUUCAGUGUGUUAUUUGUUACCUUCCUCCCUCUCCUCUUCAGAUGCCUAAUAUUUGUGUCUCUAAUUCCAAAGAUACAAGUAUUUGAAACUCUGUGUUCAAUAUUAAGGUUCUCUGUAUCUUAUUCCACAGAUGCAAAUACACGAUUUUCAUAUCUACUUACAUUUGUAAGUACUGCCAUUAACUUUCUCCAAUUGCUUAUUACAUAAGAGCCUGUCUUUUACUGGAUUGGAGAAAAUACUGAAAGAGGAAAGAGAGAGUACGAAGAUUCAAAGUCUGAUAACAUCCAGCACUCUCAAAGUUUGGCAAUCUUCAGCAAUAUAGUUACAUUAUUUAUUUAAUAGAAUAAUAGAAUCUGAGGGACUUAGGCAUCUCUAAAUAAAAAUAUUCCUGAGCAUUAGGGAAUAACGUCAUUUUUGUCUUUGUCAUUUUUUCCUCUUCACCCCUUAGGAAGCUAUGAAUGUGUCAGGAGUCAAUACGGUGACUGAAUUCAUACUCCUGAGUUUUCCCUGCUCCAGAGAGGUUCAGGUCCUCCUCUUCGUGCUUUUCUCUGUGUCCUACAUCCUGACACUGAUGGGGAAUGGGGCCAUUGUCUGUGCAGUGAAGCUGGAUCGCAGACUCCACACCCCCAUGUAUAUUCUGCUGGCCAACUUCUCAUUCCUGGAGAUCUGUUACAUCAACACCACUGUUCCCAAUAUGUUAAGGAACUUCCUAUCUGAGACCAAAACCAUCUCUUUCACUGCCUGCUUCCUCCAGUUCUACUUCUUCUUUUCCAUGGGCAUUACUGAGACCUUUUUACUGCCCCUCAUGGCUUUUGAUCGGUACUUGGCCAUCUGUCAGCCUCUUUACUAUCCUACUAUCAUGAGCAGUCAUCUCUGCACAAACUUGGUGGUCCUCUGCUGGGUAAUGGGCUUUCUCUGCUAUCCGGUCCCUAUCUAUUUUAUCACACAACUCCCCUUUUGUGGCCCCAAUACCAUUGACCACUUUGUUUGUGACCCUGGUCCUCUUCUGGCCCUGUCCUGCAUCCCUGCCCCUGGAAUUGAGCUUUCCUGUUCUAUACUGAGCUCUCUUAUUAUCUUCAUCACCUUCUUUUUCAUCCUUUGGUCCUACAUCCUGGUCCUCAGGGCAGUGUUGCAUGCUCCUUCAGCAGCUGGCAGACGUAAGGCCUUCUCCACUUGUGGUUCCCACCUGGCUGUAGUGUCUCUAUUCUAUGGAACCAUCAUGAUCAUGUACAUCAGCCCAACCUCUGGAAAUCCAGCUGGCAUACAGAAGAUUGUAACCUUGUUGUACUCAUCAGUGACCCCACUUGUAAACCCACUGAUCUACAGUCUCCGAAACAAGGACAUGAAGGCUGCCUUGAGAAAAAUUCAGGUGUGCACAAAAAUUAGUCAAAGUAAAUGAGAGCUUAUGAAUCGGCCAAGAUUAGAAUUAUUAUUUUUCCCCAUUUCUAUUCCCACUUAAACAAUAGGUCUUUAUUCAUUUGCACCCUGACAUGCAGACCCAAAUUCAUCCAUUUAUGCCAGGUCAAUAAUGAACAACAGUACAUCAAUUAAACUAGACCUUGCCUUCAGUCGGGACUUAAUAGAUAGUAACUUGAAUUGAAUGCCCCCGAUUUCUGAAUUUUAGCCUACCUUGACCUCCAAUAACUGCUUAUCCUUUUUUCUGUGAUCACUUACGUGUUCCCUGAAUUCACGCUUUUUUGACCUCUACUAAGUAUCUCCAUUCUCACCCUUGGUUUUUCUGACCAAAUGAUCUCUGCUCUGCUCCUGGUAGAAAAGAAGAAUAUUCAUCCCUUUCUAGCUCAUAUUAAAAGAAAUUAGUGCCAAUUAAUAAAUCAUAACUGAGCCAAAAUUUUUAUUUAAUUGGUAUCCAAAUGACUAAUAAUGAUCUAAAACACUGUCUCUCAAAACUUUCUGUUUCAUAAUUAUUUGAGGAGCUCUUAAAAAAAGCAGAUUCCUAGGCCUUUCUCCAAAUCUCCUAAAUCACAAUCUUUGAAGUAGACUCCAGAAAUUUCUAUUUUAAUGUUACUCAGGUAAUUCUGAUGCAUCAAGACCAGCACCAGUCCACAGACUGAUCUUAUAGAGUCACUAUUUUAAAUAGAUAUAUGACAUAAACAAAGAAAUAAAAAUCUUAUAUUAGUUAAGAAAAGUGAAAGAAGUUACAGUGAGUACUAUAAGUGACUGAAAAACUCACGAGAACAGCAGAAGUUUCUUUUUUUCCUCAGUUUUCAAAUUCUACACUUAUAAAAUAAGAAAUAGAUUACAUUCAUCUUAACUUUUCCUACUUGUGAAAGAUAAUUAAGAUACUUGGAAAUAGGUUUACAUUUUGAAAGAAUAUUGGCAUGUAGUGGCACUAAAAUUUGGAUUUAGUUUUACAUGAGGGAAGAUUGAGUUGAGCACACAGCCCCACAGAGGUAAAAACAGACAGAGGGCAAUCGCUGGUGAUUCUAAUAUACUGAGAUGAAGACAGACGCAGAGGAAUUUGAUGGCAGCCCAGGUGAUGGGCCCAACAAUUUGCUCAAAAGUAAAUUGGUUGGUUGGCAUCUGAAGUGAAUACAUUUCAUUCAUUCAUUCAAUAAACACUUUUCACCUCUAUGAUGUGCCCUGAAUUACAUUAAUGUAAAAGAUAAAGUCCCUGCCUCUGUGAAACUUACAUUCUAGUGAGGGAGGCAGAUAAUAAGCAGGUAAACACAUAAAUCUAUAAUUCCAGUAGUCAUGAGUAGUCUAAAGAGAAUAAAGGAGAAAGAAAGAAAUUCUAACCAUGUGUGGUGAUGCAUGUUAACUAGAUGCGAAGGAUGUGAUCAUUUUGCAAUAUAUACAUAUAUCAAAUCAUUAUGUUGCACAUCUGAAACUAAUAUAAAGUUAGCUGUCAAUUUAUCUCAAUAAAACAAAAAAUUAAGAGUAUGAAUAUAGAAAAUGUUGUGGUAAGAUAAGGAAUAAUUUAGACAGAUGGUCAUAGAAUGCCUUUGUAAGGAGGUGAUAUUUCAAAGCAAGAGAAUGUGCCAUGCCAAGAUCUAGGGGAAUAAAUCCCAUGUAAAUACAGGUAAAAGUUUGGGGUUUUCAAAGAACAGGAAAAGGUUGACUGCGCUAUCCAGAAGGAAAAUUAUAUAUGAAGCUCAAGAGGUAGGCAGGAUCAGAUCACCUAGAACCUUCUAGGCCACAAUAAAGAAUGCUUCACAAUGACAAACAUACACAUAGAAACAGAGAUUGGAUUGGUGGUUACCAGAGGGGAAAAGGGGUGGGAGGAGGGUGAAA
Messenger RNA from Equus caballus (horse), 6241 nucleotides. The record is from RefSeq and is a predicted model, not a curated record. Lineage: Eukaryota; Metazoa; Chordata; Mammalia; Perissodactyla; Equidae.